Molecule: messenger RNA, 2771 nt
Organism: Manduca sexta (tobacco hornworm)
Lineage: Eukaryota; Metazoa; Arthropoda; Insecta; Lepidoptera; Sphingidae
Gene: Tip60
Product: histone acetyltransferase Tip60
Exons: 14
Coding region: 64-1731 (555 amino acids)
Biological process (GO): regulation of DNA-templated transcription
Molecular function (GO): histone acetyltransferase activity
Source: RefSeq, a predicted model, not a curated record
UUGACAGUCGGACAAACAAUCGUGUUGUAUUUAAUUUGGAAAUUUAUUUUAAUUUUUAACAAAAUGAACGAGAAUGACGACGAGUUGACUACUUUUUGUGAUUCAGCGACAGCGCUUGUAGAAGGGUGUCGUUUGCCAGUUCGCAUGCAAGGAGGUGAUGACUGGCCCCUAGCUGAAAUUAUUAGUAUAAAAGAAAUCCACGGGCAGAGAGGAUACUAUGUGCACUAUGUUGACUUCAACAAACGUUUGGACGAGUGGGUGGGGGAGUCAUGGCUGGAUACAAGGAAGGUCCAGUUUCCACGGAGGGACGGCACUGCCACCGGAGGCACCACAACACCAAAGAAGACCCAUAUUGGAUCAGGAGGUGGCGUGAUGCCUAGUUUUAUUAAUGAUAGUGUCUGCAACGAAAAUCAGAAUCUGAAGACUAAUGUCUCAAAUAGAGCUAACACAAACCAACCGAAUCAAAAAAUACAUGAGAAAGUCAAUUUAAACAUUGCACCCAAUGGUACCGCACAAAAAAAUUCACUUGGCAUGGCGAGCGAGCCGCGGCAGUUGGUCUCGCGGCCGGCGAGCCCCACGCUCGGCCACGACACCACGUCCCUGGUCAACGGAGGCGCUGUCCUCGCCGCUGCCCUGCAGAAGAAGAUGAACAGGAAACGAAAAGCUACCUCACUGGAUACCGAUGUGCCUACUCCGGUUCGCAUGUCCACCUCGGAGUCGGACCCCACGCCGGCGUCCGUGGCGGCGUCCGCGCCGGCGUCGGAGGCGGCGGAGGCGGAGGCGGUGAGCGGCUCGGCCACGCCCACGGCGCGCCCGCGCACGUCGGGCAGCAUGCUGGCGCACGGCCACGACGACCUCGUCACGCGCAUGAAGAACAUCGAGCUCAUCGAGCUGGGCCGCCACCGCAUACGCCCGUGGUACUUCGCGCCCUACCCGCAGGAAAUGGUGAACCUUCCUUGUAUAUACAUUUGUGAAUUCUGUUUGAAAUACAGAAAAAGUAAAAAGUGUUUGGAACGACAUUUAAUAAAAUGCAAAUUAAAACAUCCACCGGGAAACGAAAUAUAUCGAAAGGGCAGUAUAUCGUUCUUCGAAAUAGACGGAAGGAAGAACAAAUGUUACGCGCAGAACCUGUGUCUGCUAGCUAAACUAUUCUUAGACCACAAAACUUUGUACUACGAUACGGAUCCUUUCCUGUUUUAUGUCAUGACAGAAUUUGAUUCUAGAGGGUUUCACAUAGUAGGAUACUUUUCCAAAGAGAAAGAGAGCACGGAAGACUACAACGUAGCCUGUAUAUUGACAUUACCUCCAUACCAAAGAAAAGGUUAUGGAAAACUGCUAAUAGAAUUUAGUUACGAAUUAUCAAAAUUCGAAGGUAAAACUGGAUCGCCGGAGAAGCCGCUUUCGGAUUUAGGCUUACUGUCAUAUAGGAGUUAUUGGGCGCAAACAAUUCUAGAUAUAUUGAUGCACAUCAAGCCGGUCGGCGACAACGAAAAACCAAUAAUCACUAUCAACGAAAUAUGCGAGUUAACAAGCAUAAAGAAAGAAGACGUGAUAAGCACAUUGCAGAAUUUGAAUCUAAUCAAUUACUACAAGGGACAGUACAUAAUUUCAGUCAAUCAGGAAACGAUGCAGCAACACGAAAAAGCAAUGGAGAAAAGAACAUCCAGAAUCGAUCCCAAAUGUUUGCAUUGGACGCCAAAGGAUUGGUCCAAACGUGCCAAAUGUGUUUGAAGUGAUUAUGUAACGAAGAUACGAGCAAUCUAACUCAGGCUUCGAAACGUAGCGGAAUACUUCAAAAGACCAUCUAUUAACUUGAAGAAGUGAAAUUCAACAAUGCGAUGUCAAUAAUAUAUUAUCAAAAAUCUCAAAAAAUGUUAUGAUACUUCCUUAGAUUUUAUGAUAAUGUCUGGUAUACAAAUAGCAUAGUAUUAGUCGAUGCGAAUGUUAAAACCCACCGUAAAUAUUGUGUUAGAUACAGCAGUGUCUAUAUAUGUAUAAUAUAGUUUGUUUAUUAGGUUUGGAUACAAAGGCGUCGCCAAGGGACGACAGGUAGGGGCAGCUGCCCCUAACCCCUUCCCCUAGAGUUUCUAAAACCAAUGAAUUCACCAAUGGUAGCCCCCCCCCCCCCUAGAGUUUCCAGAACUCGAAUGAUGUCCCCAAUUCCAUUCCUAAUAUAUCCGCACGCUCAAUUACACGCUGCUCUAUCUUAUCGUUAAAGCGCGAGAUGGGAGGAACGUGUGCUCUCGACUUUAUCUACUAUUCAUACUUUGCCCAUUCUCCAUAUCAACUUGCCUUCUGGACCAUCGACUGGCGACGCUCUUGUUUGAAUAUCUAGAAUGCUGCAAUAUCUCAGAGUUGUCAAAAUAUAGGUGUUUAUUGUAGUAAAAUUUGGUUUUAUAUUUAAGUAAAUUUCGUGAGAGAGUAAUUUUGUUUGUCAGCUUGAGUCAAUACACCCGUAAAAGUUUAGUUACGGAUCUUUUUUUUUUAUUUCUGGUAUUUUGACUAAAUUAAGGCAGCGCUGUAUAAUGUCUGUGGGGAAAUAUGGAACUAUCAUUUUUUACGUAAUUAGAAAAUAUAUUUUGAUUAUAGUUUGAGUUAAAUUAUACUUCUUCAUGAUUGUUUUUUGAGACUUCGUUGAACCUUUGGCGUUUUAGCGUUUCUUACGAUAUUGUUUUUGAAAAUGAAGUUUCUUUUGCCAAUGCUCUCGCUACAGUAGAAAUAUAAGAAAAACUCUUCGUUGUGAUAUUGAAUAUAUCAAUCUUUAAAAUUCA